GGUGAUGGAGGUUUACUUGAUCCCAGGAUUCCCGACCGUCGGCGCUUCGUUGCUUGCUGUUCGCUAUACUGUCGCCCAUCGUCCCGGAUCGAAAUAAUUGAAUCACCGGCCUAGGAGACGCACUGAAAAUGAAGUGCUCCGCCGUGUUCCUUGCCGCGUUGGCGAGGGCAGCUGUGGUUCUUGGCGACAGCGAAAUCCCCGGACCAGGUGCUGAUGGACGAUACACGAUUUCGGCCCCAGGCAUCAAGGCGCAGUUCAUCCCGUACGGUGCCAGCCUAACGAACCUGUUCGUCUCCGACAAGAACGGCAAAGACAUCGACGUGGUCCUCGGCUACGACGACACCACCUACUACCCCAAGGACCCCGGCCACCCCGUGUACAACUCGAUCCCCGGGCGCUACGUGAACCGCAUCGGCCACGCGCAGUACACGCUCGACGGCAAGACGUACAAGACGGAGGACAAUGACGGCGGCAACACGCUGCAUAGCGGCACCAACAACUGGUCGUUCCGCUUCUGGAACGUUACGGCGCUCGCGGCCGACUCCAUCACGUUCGCCAUCUCGGACGCGUCCAACUCGUCGCUCAACAUGCUCGGCCGCGUCGACGCCAGCGUCACCUACAGCCUGACCAACAGCACCUGGAACAUCAAGAUGACGGCCACGGCGCCCGACAACCGGACUCCGCUCAUGCUCACGCAGCACACGUACUUCAACCUGGACGCGUACAAGAACCCGGCGACGCCGCUGAUCUGGGACCACACGCUGAGCCUGCCGUACUCGAAGCGGUACCUGGAGGCGGACCAGGGCGCGCUGCCGACGGGCAAGAUCCUGACGGCGGCGCCGGGCAGCCUCAACGACUUUGCGAGCGCAAGCAACCUCAAGUUCGGGCACGCGCGCAACCUGACGGGCUUCGCCGGCAACUGCGGCGCCAACGGCGCCUGCGAGGGGUACAACGGCUACUGGCUGGUCGAGGACGCGCCCAAAGACGCGGCCGUCGUCACCCUCGCGAGCGCCUUCUCGGGCGUCAAGGCCCAGCUGCGCACCACCCAGCCCGGCGUCGUGCUGUAUUCGUGCUCGUGGAUGGACGGCUCCGCACCUAUCAAGAGUGACCAGGGCCUCAGCGCCGCCCAGAAGGUCGUCAAGAGCUCGUGCGUCGCCAUCGAGGCCCAGGACUACCCCGACGGCAUCAACCACCCUGAGUGGAACCGCACCAGCUACCAGAUCACCGGGCCCGGCCAGACGUACAACUGGGAGAGCUCCUGGACGUUUGGGCUCGUCUAGACCCGCCUGCGGUAGGUUGGUAACGGGCGGUGUUGUCACCGAAGGUCGAGACUGUCAAGGAGAGAGGCUGUUAAGGAGAGAGGCUGAAAAAAAAAGUUUGCAUUCGGAUCGAGUACUUCUAGUCUAGUCUAAUCAGCCAGAGAUCGAGCCAUAAUAAGCGUCUCCCAAGGUCUGGAGCACAAAACUUAGUGUCUUCAGUCUUCAAGAACCGGGAUAAUUCUGGGUAUGAAGACCUGAGCAAGACUGAAAACCGGCAUGAGGUUACUGUAUCUUCUCUCGAAAGUUGAAGAUUAGUGUGGAGACUAAAAAUGGAGGAAUCUGUCGAAGGUAACUUGGGUAGGGUACCAAUGACACGCAAACAAAGCAUGACAUGAGAUCCUCUGGAUGGCUUCUUGAAC
Molecule: messenger RNA, 1678 nt
Organism: Lasiosphaeria miniovina
Lineage: Eukaryota; Fungi; Ascomycota; Sordariomycetes; Sordariales; Lasiosphaeriaceae
Product: aldose epimerase-like protein
Exons: 5
Coding region: 129-1280 (383 amino acids)
Biological process (GO): beta-D-galactose catabolic process via UDP-galactose, Leloir pathway; glucose metabolic process
Molecular function (GO): aldose 1-epimerase activity; carbohydrate binding
Source: RefSeq, a predicted model, not a curated record